Erigeron canadensis is the source of this 984-nucleotide messenger RNA. Its product is annotated as adenylate isopentenyltransferase 5, chloroplastic. Gene Ontology annotation, molecular function: tRNA dimethylallyltransferase activity. Gene Ontology annotation, biological process: tRNA modification; cytokinin biosynthetic process. The coding region runs from base 1 to 984 and encodes 327 amino acids. The transcript has a single exon. The record is from RefSeq and is a predicted model, not a curated record. Lineage: Eukaryota; Viridiplantae; Streptophyta; Magnoliopsida; Asterales; Asteraceae. Gene Ontology annotation, cellular component: mitochondrion.
AUGAUGAAAAGUCUCCUUUCUACAUACAAACAAGUAGACGUUCCAUCUGUGAAUUAUCCUGGAGGGAUUAAUAUGGAAACAUUCCUGCCACGUAGUCGUAAAGACAAGGUAGUGAUUGUUAUGGGCGCAACAGGAACAGGAAAGUCGAGGCUUUCAAUCGACCUAGCGAAAACAUUCCCUGCUGAAAUCGUUAAUUCUGACAAGAUGCAAGUUUAUAAAGGUCUUGAUAUUGCUACAAACAAAGUCACAAAGGAAGAGUGUGGUGGCAUCACCCACCACCUUUUAGGAUUUGUUGACCCUCACGUCGAAUUCACAGCUGCUGAUUUCCAACGUGAUGCAUCACAUGUGGUUGAUUCGAUUGUGGCAAAAGAUAAGCUUCCGAUUAUAGCUGGCGGCUCAAAUUCGUACGUAAGGGCUCUAGUUCAUGAUAACAUUAAAUUCCAAUCAAGGUAUAGUUGUUGCUUUUUGUGGGUGGAUGUUUCUUUGCCAGUUCUUCAAUCUUUCGUGUCGAAACGUGUUGAUAUGAUGAUUAAAGCUGGUCUAAUAGAUGAAGCCCGGAGAUUUUACAACCCACAAUUAAUUAAUAACACGAAAGGGCUUAGACGUGCAAUAGGUGUUCCUGAGUUGGAUCGUUACUUUCGAAACGAAAACAGGGAGAAUCUAAAAGAAGCAAUUGAUGAUAUAAAAGUUAAUACUUGCAAAUUGGCUUCACGCCAGUUGCAAAACAUUUUGAGGCUGCAAAACCAACUUGAGUGGGAUAUGCAUCAUUUGGAUGCGACCGAGGCUUUCCUCGAACAAGGAUUUGAGGCUGAUGCAGCUUGGGAACGUCUUGUGAUUCAACCAAGCACUCUCAUUGUUAGAGACUUUCUUCGCGACGAAAAUGAAGAAAUAGCUCAUAAUUUCCCGGAUAUUAUGACUACAAACUCCAUCAUCCGAGUUCCAUCUUUGACCACAACGGUCAACUCUAUUGCCGUGGCACGCUAG